AUUAGUAGCUAAAUAAACUAAUUAAGAAGGCAAGGCCAGACAAUUAAAGGAGUACGGACGUACGGACGUACACACACAUAUAUAUAAAUUAAAGAAGGACCUUCGGAAAUGGCUAUUCAUCGGAUAUCCAUCGGAAACCCAGGGGAGGCGAGCCACCCCGACGUGCUCAAGGCCGCCUUUGCCGAGUUCUUUUCCAUGCUCAUUUUCGUUUUCGCUGGUCAAGGUUCCGGCAUGGCUUUCGGCAAAUUAACAGACGGCGGAGCAACAACUCCUUCAGGGCUGAUAGCGGCGGCGCUGGCCCACGCACUGGCACUCUUCGUGGCGGUUUCCGUGGGCGCCAACAUCUCAGGCGGCCACGUGAACCCCGCCGUCACAUUUGGAGCCUUCUUGGGCGGCAACAUCACGCUCCUCCGCAGUAUCGUAUAUUGGAUCGCCCAAUUGCUCGGAUCCGUCGUCGCUUGCAUCCUCCUCAAAUUCGCCACCGGUGGACUCGAAACGUCUGCAUUUGCGCUAUCAUCCGGCGUGUCGGUGUGGAACGCGGUGGUUUUCGAGAUGGUGAUGACGUUCGGGCUGGUGUACACCGUCUACGCCACCGCCGUGGAUCCAAAGAAGGGCGAUUUGGGCACGAUCGCGCCCAUUGCCAUCGGUUUCAUUGUGGGGGCGAACAUCUUGGUUGGUGGGGCAUUUGAUGGAGCAUCCAUGAACCCGGCGGUCUCCUUCGGGCCCGCGGUCGUGAGCUGGACGUGGACCCACCACUGGGUUUACUGGUUCGGUCCUUUCGCCGGAGCAGCCAUUGCAGCCCUUGUCUAUGACAACAUCUUCAUCGGAAACGACCAUCAUCAUCAUGAGCAGCUCCCUGUUGCUAAUUACUAGAUUCCCCUCUAAUCAUUCUUUGGUUUUUUUUUUCAUUUUCAUUCCCUCUCUUCUAUACAAUUAGACUAAUCUUCAUUUCCUAAUGAAGUUGUGCUUGGAAG
Molecule: messenger RNA, 974 nt
Organism: Cuscuta campestris
Lineage: Eukaryota; Viridiplantae; Streptophyta; Magnoliopsida; Solanales; Convolvulaceae
Source: the annotation of a GenBank genome assembly